Messenger RNA from Neltuma alba, 885 nucleotides. RefSeq lists its product as uncharacterized. NCBI's taxonomy places the organism in Eukaryota, Viridiplantae, Streptophyta, Magnoliopsida, Fabales, Fabaceae. The record is from RefSeq and is a predicted model, not a curated record. The coding region runs from base 1 to 885 and encodes 294 amino acids. The transcript has 2 exons.
AUGACUAAGUUCUCUAACAACAUAAGUGAAACUCAAGCUAGAAGUAGUGGUUCUAUGCCAUCUAAUACUAUGAUAAAUCCUAAGUCUCUUAAUGCCAUUACUUUGAGGAGUGGUAAAAAAGUUGAUUUCAAUGAAGAGCUUGGGGAUGAUGAAGUUGACGAGGAAAUAGUGGUGGAAUCACCUUCUACUUCUAGUGAGCCUAAAAUUACUCCUAAAGAAGCUUCUAUCAAAUUUGAAAGUGCUAAAGAGAAAAAUCUACUUAAGAAGUCCUUGAAGCCACCAAUAGUUAAAGAAGAAUCACAAAUGAAGGACAACAAGAAAGACCAACACAAUCAUGCCUCUUCAAGCAAGGGUAGUGAGUUAUUUAGCAAACUUGAGGUAAAUAUGCCUAUGCUUGAUUUGAUAAAAAAGAUGCCUAAGUGUGAUAAAAUUUUGAAGGAUAUAUGUACAAACAAGAGGAAAUACAAGCAUAGUAAGAGAAUCCAACUAGGGUCUAGUGUGAGUGCCUUGUUUAAACCACAAUUGCCCAUCAAAUGCAAAGACUUUGGUGCUCACACUAUUCCUUGUACAAUAGGAAAACUCACUAUUACUUAUGCAUUGCUAGACUUGGGAGCUACCAUCAAUGUUAUGCCUACUUUUGUCCAUAAGAAAUUAGGUAUCAAAUCUUUAAAGGACACAGGUGUAGUAUUAGGCUUGGCCGAUAGAAGUGUGAGGUAUCCCCAAGGUAUCUUAGAGGACGUGUUAGUUGAAGUGAAAUGUUUUGUGUUUCUGGCUGAUUUCUAUAUACUUGACAUGACCAACGAGAUGCACACCAAUAGCACCUUAAUCCUAGAAAGACCAUUUGAUCGGACCGGAAUAUCACCUUCCAGGUUAUCAAGAAUGUGA